Molecule: messenger RNA, 999 nt
Organism: Drosophila willistoni
Lineage: Eukaryota; Metazoa; Arthropoda; Insecta; Diptera; Drosophilidae
Exons: 2
Coding region: 132-944 (270 amino acids)
Source: RefSeq, a predicted model, not a curated record
ACAUAUAUCCAAAAAGCAUGCUGGGUAUCAAAUGUACACAAAAAUUCACGAAAAAAACACUCACAAUAAUUGAUAUAAUUUAAUUGGUAAAAUUCAAAUCAAAAUUUUAAGUAGUUGCUAAAUUUAAAGUGAUGGAAUUUAAAACAUUAAAGUAUACAAUUAAAUGGGAUAUCUAUGAGGGACAGCCCAUAACUGAUAUAAUUGAUAAAAAUUUCGACAUGGUCAUUGAGUUUAUGUGGGAUAAUUGCUUUAUGAAGAGCCUAGUCUAUGAGGGUUUGGGCCUUUAUGAACAGGAGGACAUGAAAGAGAUCUACUCAAAUUAUGUGCGACACAUUUUACGCAAUGAAUGUUCCGUAAUGAUGCUCAGUGAAGAUGAAACCGAAAUUAUAGCUGUGGCUCUUCUCGAAUGGAUGACAGACGAGUGGCAUUCAUGGGUAUUUCUACCGUCGUCUAUACCCAAAUGUCUGUUUCAGCAAUUGAUUAUUAUGAAAAAAGAUUUAAUCGACUCUACCAAAAGGAAACUUGGCAUCAGCUCCUAUGAUGCUCUCCAUGUCCAUGAGGUGGCCUUUCCCGAUGAACACUAUUUCGAUGAGGAUUUCCUGAUCUGCCUGUUCGAUGUCUUUGGCACAGUGGCCCAGCAUAUGCAUAUGCCACGUGUUUGCUUCAUUGCCCUUAGCUCCUUGGAGCAGGAAGCGGCAGGUUUAGCUGAAUAUGAUGAGAUCGGUCGAACUAUAUAUUCAAUCUAUAAGGUUGGCAAUGUACGUCCAUUUGAUGUUUUGCGUGAACUCGAUGAGAUGUAUGCACUGCUCUUUGAAUUGCCUGUGGCGACAUUACCAUAUUACGAGUAUAUGCCAGGAUUUGAGUCAUUCCACGAAGCUCUCAGAGCAAAGGAAACCAAAGAUGCUAAGGAUCAUGAUAUUAAAGAAGAAAUUGAAUAUAUUUGAAAGUACUAAAAUCUAUUUUAAUAAAUUUACAAGGCAUACAUUUCAGAUUCCAGAA